GGAAGAGUAAGAAAUAGGAAGACUGGCAACUCUAAGUAGUUCCAAUACUUAAAUACAAAAAAAUUUAAUAGAUUUUCUAUUUGAUAUUCUAAAUUUACCAAUUCUAUGGGUACAUUUAUACCUUAGAUUAUUUUCCUUGGUAUACACAUAUAUGCAUACUUCGAAAUAAUUUUAUCGACGUCUCGCAAUCACUCUAACAUGAGUUGGAACUAUGCAAACGGUUUAUCUCCAUAUAAUAAUAAAGGGCUUUUAGGAAUACCGGAGAGAUUUGAUACUCCUGAAGAAGUAGAAAAAAAAUGUGCUGAAUUGGUGGAUUGGUUGCUCGCGGCUCAGGGGGGUGUGGUGGUACAUACGGGAGCUGGUAUAAGCACAAGUGCAGGUAUUCCCGAUUUUCGCGGACCGAAAGGUGUAUGGACGCUGGAAGAGAAGGGUGAAAACCCAGUAAUAAAUGUAUCAUUCAACGAUGCCACACCCACGAAAACCCAUAUGGCGCUAAAAGCACUCACACAGCAAGGAUUCAUUCGUUAUAUUGUCAGUCAAAACAUCGAUGGGCUGCAUUUGAAGUCAGGCUUGUCACGUCGUUUCUUAGCAGAGCUUCACGGCAAUAUGUUCGUGGAGCAGUGCAAUAAAUGUAGACGACAGUUUAUACGGUUGAGUGCAGCGACGACUGUGGGUCAAAAGCCUUGUGGCGGUACAUGUCGUUCCGGUGAAAUUGGUGAAAGACGUUUCUGUCGCGGUGGUUUACUUUUAGACAAUGUUCUUGAUUGGGAAGCAGACCUUCCAGAACGCGAUUUAGACAUGGCAUUAAUGCAUUCUACACUAGCUGAUGUAAAUAUAACUUUGGGCACUACUCUUCAAAUCAUCCCAAGCGGAAAUUUACCGCUGAAAAACAAAAAACACGGAGGUAAAAUCAUUAUUUGCAAUCUGCAACCGACUAAGCACGACAAAAAGGCCGAUUUAAUAAUAUCUACCUAUGUGGAUGACAUAUUGGAGAAAGUUUGUAAACGUCUAGGUGUCGAAAUACCCAUGUAUGAUUCUUCCGAAGACCCGACCAGAAUACAAAACGCACAUAACUACGAAUGGACUAUUCCGGUGCAGGCGGUUAAGGAAUUGGAAAUGGAAUUUAAUGCCAAACUGAAAGAGUAUAAAACUGAACGUAAAGCGCAGGCAGAAAGUCUCACAGAGGCGAGUAGUGUUAUGAUAAAUAAAAAACGCAAAAUUAAUUAAUGAUAACGAGCCGACCCUACGUCAUUCAUUCCAACACAGCAUUUAAGUAUUGUCAUUAAAUAGUUUGCAGUUACUACAUUCAUACAUACAUUUCACUAAUAAAUUAGAAAAGUAAUAUCAA
This is a messenger RNA of Ceratitis capitata (Mediterranean fruit fly), 1348 nucleotides long. RefSeq names its product NAD-dependent protein deacetylase Sirt6 (gene Sirt6). The record is from RefSeq and is a predicted model, not a curated record. NCBI's taxonomy places the organism in Eukaryota, Metazoa, Arthropoda, Insecta, Diptera, Tephritidae. Bases 199 to 1227 code for a protein of 342 amino acids. The transcript has 5 exons. Gene Ontology annotation, molecular function: NAD+ binding.